Xenopus laevis (African clawed frog) is the source of this 2062-nucleotide messenger RNA. It is a transcript of the gene riok3.L, whose product is annotated as RIO kinase 3 L homeolog. The record is from RefSeq and is marked provisional. Gene Ontology annotation, biological process: maturation of SSU-rRNA. Gene Ontology annotation, molecular function: protein serine kinase activity; catalytic activity; protein serine/threonine kinase activity. NCBI's taxonomy places the organism in Eukaryota, Metazoa, Chordata, Amphibia, Anura, Pipidae. Gene Ontology annotation, cellular component: preribosome, small subunit precursor; cytosol.
GAGUAGAGCGCAGAUUCUGCGGAGCCGGUGUUGAUUCCUCUCAGCUGUCACUCUCAGUCUGACCGUCAGACCCACUCUCUUUAUACUACAGGAUAUAUAUAAGUAGCUCUUCCUUGGUCAGUGUAUCGCAGUGACUAUUCACCGUCUACUUUCAACGUCAGCCGCACGUAGACAAGUCCGGGCACGUUCCGAGACGACUCAGAGCUCCUAUAGCCUCAUUACUGACAGUAUUCUCCCAGCAGCUCCUUCUCCUCGUACUGCUCCCAACAUUCUCUCCCCCGGCACUCACACUAGACUGAAUGAGAACAUGGAUCAAGGUGGAAUCAUCGCACCCGAAACCCGGCCGAGCCCUUGGGGCAUUGCUGCAAAGCCUGCAGACCAGUGCUCUCUGGCAGAGGUCAUGAGCGAGGAACUGGCCAGAGAACUCCAGCUGGAAGAAGAAAGACAUGUUUUUCCUGAGGAGGCUCUUCGUGAAGAUGGUCCUUUCCUGAGUGCUGAUAAUAUUGACACGUCGAGCGAUGAAGUCUUGGCUCAGAUGCUGCAGACACAGUUUGACAAGGAAUAUGAUGCCCAGCUUCUGAGAGAAGAGAAGAAGUUUAAUGGUGACAGUAAAGUAUCCAUUUCAUUUGAGAACUAUCGCAAGGUUCAUCCCAGUGAAGAAAAUGACAGCUCAGAGGAUGAAGUGGAUUGGCAAGACACUCGCCAUGAUCCAUACAAAGCAGCUAAACCUGUGCCAAUCCCUAAAAAAGGAUUUGUUGGCAAGGGAAAAGACAUUACAACUAAACACGAUGAGGUGGUGUGCGGCAGGAAGAACACUGCAAGAAUGGAAAAUUUUACCCCAGAAUUCCAGGUUGGAGAUGGAAUUUUUAUGGACCUGAAGCUGUCCAACCAAGUUUUCAAUGCUUUGAAGCAGCAUUCUAUCUCCGAGCAGCGUAAAAGUGCUAGGCUGCAUGAUAAAAAGGAAGUUUCUACUGCUGAAAAAGUAGUGGAUCCAAAAACUAGGCUGCUCUUAUAUAAAAUGGUGAACUCUGGUGUGCUGGAAACAAUUAAUGGCUGUGUGAGCACUGGAAAGGAGUCUGUUGUGUUUCAUGCUAGCGGAGGAAGUAUGGAGGAUCAAGAAAUACCUGCUGAAUGUGCCCUAAAGGUCUUCAAAACAACUCUAAAUGAGUUCAAGAACAGAGAUAAAUACAUCAAGGACGACUACAGAUUCAAAGAUCGUUUUAGUAAACUCAAUCCGCGCAAAAUCAUUCGCAUGUGGGCUGAAAAGGAAAUGCACAAUUUAAAAAGAAUGCACAAAGCUGGCAUUCCAUGCCCAGAAGUUGUCUUGUUGAAGAAACAUGUUCUUGUGAUGUCAUUUAUUGGAAAGGAUCAACUCCCUGCCCCCACGCUGAAGGAAGCCAAGCUCGGGUUGGAAGAGUCAAAGCAGGCAUAUUAUCAAGUUCUUUCUAUGAUGAAGCAGCUCUAUGACCAGUGUAACCUCGUUCAUGCUGAUCUGAGUGAAUACAACAUGAUGUGGCAUGAUGGAAAGGUGUGGCUUAUAGAUGUAAGUCAGUCUGUUGAACCUACUCACCCCCAUGGCCUGGAAUUUCUGUACAGGGACUGCAGAAAUGUAUCUCAGUUCUUCCAGAAGGCGGGUGUGUCAGAGACUCCUCAUGCACGGGAGCUUUUCAACAUUGUGUCUGGCUUGAAUAUUGCCUCUGAUAAUCAAGUGGAUUUCAUGGCUGAGAUUGAAGCCUUGGAGAAGGUGAAUGAAGAUCAUGUGCAGAUGCAUGGAAAGAAAGUUUCCUUAUAUCAGAAGGAUGAUGAUGGCCCUCCCCGAAUUUAUGAUAAAUAACCCUGAUGGAAUAAAUGAGCUAAAAGCUAACGAAAAAAGAGUUAAACCUCUUGCUGCAUUCUUAUAACACUGAUGCAGUGGUUGUUCACCUCCAGCCCAGUGUAGAUUGGAAGCGCUGAAUAAGAACACACAAGUGUCACUCUGAGGGGCCUGACACCGGCUGCUGGGAUUGUACUGCUAAUAAACUGAAACAAUCAAUUGCCAUCAAUUUUAAUGUACUUCUAUAAA